CAACCUCGAUUCGGAGCCGCUUGUCCGAAGCGUCCACUUGGGGCCAGCAAAAAGAAGGCUCCCAGACCAGCCAAACCCGCUCAUCAGCCGCUGCAGCAACGCAAAAAACAACACAAAGGACAAAUAAAUCCAGAGAAAAAGAAACAGGCAAAAAUUACACGACAACUGCAGCGACUGAAACUAGCACAAAAGCAGAAUCAGCAUCGCAAACAAGAACGAAAACAGGGCUUGAAAGAACAUCGUAGGGCCGGCAGGUCAGAGAAGUAUCUGCAACUAUUUGUGAGUGGCAUGAAAAAAGUAAUCAGACCCGGAAUUCUGAAGGCCUACUUUGCAGGCUUCGGCAAGGUGCUCUAUAUGAAUUUUGCCAUGAAUCGCUCGACAGAAGAAUACCGUGGAAGUUGCUACAUUACUCUACAAUGCACAGCAAAUUCGGACAAACUUUCAGAUAGCGAGCACUUCAUACGUGGGGCUCAUAUUACUGUCGUGGAGUGCUACUCACCUGACAAUGCGAAAAUUAAGGCGAUGGGCUAA
Molecule: messenger RNA, 531 nt
Organism: Dibothriocephalus latus
Lineage: Eukaryota; Metazoa; Platyhelminthes; Cestoda; Diphyllobothriidea; Diphyllobothriidae
Source: the annotation of a GenBank genome assembly